CUUGUCCCUCCCCUACUACAGGCCUUCAUGCCCCGAGGACUGACAGACAAACAAGGACCUGAGGAAUGUGAUGCAGUUGCUCUUUUAAAUUUUAUCAACUCCUGCGAUCACUUCAUGGUUGAUCGAAAGAAAGUCAUAGAGGUGAUUAAGUGCCGUAAUGAGAUCAUGCACUCUUCAGAGAUGAAAGUAUCAUCUACAUGGCUUCGAGAUUUUCAGAUGAAGAUCCAAAAUUUCCUGAAUGAAUUCAAGAAUAUCCCAGAGAUUGUGGCAGUGCAUUCCAGAAUAGAACAGCUGUUGACAUCUGACUGGACUGUUCACAUGCCCGAGGAAGACUGGCCCGAUGGGUGUGAAAACGAGGCAGGAAGUUACCUGAGUGUGAGCCAAGUUAAUGAAAUCGAAAUGGAAUUAAUGAAGGAAAAAGUUCAAGAGAUGCACCUUCAAGCAGAUGCACAUGAGGUGCCACCCAAAGAGAUCUCAGAUCGACUAGAAAUGCUGAAGGAAUUUCUGAGAAACAACGAGGAUCUUAGAAAUGGCCUUACAGAAGAUAUUCAGAAGCUAGAAAACCUCUUUCUACUGCAUCAAAAACCGGAUUCAGAGGAACCUGGGAGACAGACACCUGAAAGGAAGGCCUGAGGUUAUGUUUCGACACAAAUGAGCUAUGUUCUGUAAUGAUCAGCGUGGCUUCCAGCUCAGGCAUCCUUUUCUAUGCAGAGGGAAAAAUAUCCAGAGUACUCAACCCAAACAGCAAGUUAUUGUUAUCCUGGACUUGCCUCUGACUCUUUGGUGGUAGAUUUUCAUAUUCAUAAACUUCAGUUUAUAUGAUGUAUACCAAUAAAAAAAACUAGAUACUCCUGUGCCAUAACUCGUUACCACACAGGGACUUCCUGCUGUCUCAAGGGUGAGAGCCUCAUCUGGCUUCCUUUGGCAAAGGGAGCCAGGUCUGUCCUAUGCCAAGAACUCACACGGAGCACUGUGCCCCUGGCAGAUGUGACCCGUCCCUGCCUCCUGCUGCGGGAAGGCUUAAACUUCAGGACUGUGAUAUAAGUGUUACACGCUAGAAGAAGGCAAGAGGGAAACAUGCCUAGAAGGCCAUUUUCUAGCCACUGGAGCUUGGUACAAACAGAACUGUUACUAGCUGGCUCAGGCGCCCUGAGGCAGAGGGACGGUCAGUGGGAGGUCAUCAGGGACCUCAGGGUAAGGAUAAUGGGCGGCUUGUUUACCUGGUCCUCUUGUGAGGGCCAGUCCGCCCAGCGGGCUCCAGGUGUGCUGUUAUCUCCUGUGUGGAGCACAAAGCCUGCCGCAGGUGCUUAAUAUUUGUUUGGAGAAUCAUCUGCUAGCCUUGGAGUAAGUGUAAAUGUUAUACUAUUGACUAAGCCUGGUCCUUCAUUAUGAAAUUUAAGAAUAAAACUUCUCAACAUUCUUAUGGAAACUCAUUUUCGUUCAGCAGAUUCACAGAUUCCUUCAUAUUUCCUUUAUUUCUUUUACCCCAAAAGUAUUCCGCUCCUGCCUUUGUCCUGUCUGUUCUUGAACGGCAAUAAGCACUGUCCCAUUGUGUUCAGGGACUGUGGGGUUGCCUCACUGGCAUCUUUUCUCCAUCCAGUCAUUGCCAAGGUCAAUGGAGCUAGACUGGGUCAGGUUACCUCUGCACCUUCAGGGCCAGAACUGCCUCAUUUUCAGACUACCUGGAUGAAGUGCUCCAUGCAAAGCCUGAAGGAAGGUGCCUGUUCAUCGGCCUGCAAGGGUUAUCUUUAGAGAACUGGCUGGGGCAUAUGUAUGGCACAGAUUUCUACAUCAAAAUGCACUUACUGUAAUUGCAUAAAUCCCGGGUGAGCGCAGAUGUGCCUAUUGUUUCCGGCUUCCCAGUGCUGUUCGGUCUUUAGUCUUGUGCUUGUGUGUUGCUGGGGACUGAGCAUGCUAGGCAAGCGAGCUAUAACCUGGCCGGCCCUUGUGCUUUCUUUCUCCCUUUAUUUCAUGGAGUCCCUUGAAAAGAAUUCAGUAGGAAAGUAAGAAUUUUCACACAUCUAGCAGAGUCCCAAACUAAGAAACUUCAGCAUAGUAUCUCCUAGCUUCUAGAUCUGAGAUCCAAAAUGUGGGCUCAAAUAGAAUCUUGAUUCACUAACCAACUUAAGACCUGGUUUCUAACUUUAGGAACCUUGGGAUAUGAACCCUUCGAUUUUAUACCUGCAUCAUUAGUUCUUUCCUCUGUCCAACAAGCACUUCUCAGAUGUCAGCCAUAUGCCAGAUACUGACUAGAUGAGGAUAUAAAGACAUCUAAGGUAUGGAUGAUAAUUUAUGGGCUGUCAUUUUAUGGAUUUACCUGCUCUAUUAAGUCAAAGGUAUUAUUCAGAAAGUUUAUACUGGUAACAUUUAAUUACGUUGAAACAGGAAGACAUGGCUAGCAAGGGCUUUAAAGCAAAUGUAGCUCAUGCAGAGACAUCACCCUAUGAGCAUUUCUUUGACAGAAUUGUGCGCAUGGGUGAUGUACAGCAGCAUAGCCAACCGGCCAUUAAUAGAGGACUUGUUAAUAAAGGGUAGCGCAUCAGACUGCAGAAUCUUAUGCACCUAUCAGAAAGAAUGAGAUGAUACUGUGACACAGUAACGCGGAAUGAUCUAUAAGAUGUGCUAAAUAGAAAAGCGGGACUGGAGGUGUGGCUCUGUGGUAGAGCACGUGCCUAGCGUGUAUGAGGCCUUGGGCUCCACCCCCAGCACCACCAUCAAAACUAAAUAGAUAGGCAAAAUGUUUAACCAUGCUUAGCAUGCUGUAAUACUAUAUGUAUUUUAUAAUAACUAAGGUUCAAAAAGUCAUGUGCUUUUUUUUUGCUGUGUUAGGUCUGUGGAAGCAGACAAGACCGUAUUUUUUGUUUUUCCCUUUUGGUACCUGGAAUUGAACUCAGGGUCUCGUGCUUGCCAGUCAGGUGCUAUGCUGCUGAGCUACAUCCCCGGCCCACUGAAGCUGUACUUUGUAUUUUGCGUACUCCCACAUGAAAUUGUUACAAAUGUGCACUUGUAUAUUCUGAAGUUUUUUGAUUAAAAUUGUUAUUUCAAAAUACAUUUGAACACUGUAAAUUCAAAUUAUAAGACCUCAUGAUAUUUCCCAUAAUUUGCUGUCACCUCCCUCUUUGUGGCUCUAUGGGGAAUCCUCAUGGUCAUGGGAAGAAGCCUACUAAGCACCGUCCUUCUGCCUAGGGCAGCCUUUGGUUCAUUGUGCACUCAGCAGUAUGACCUGCUCUCAGCCUCUCCUGGGAAACAAUAUAUACUUUAGAGUUUUGAAAAAAUUCAAGAAAAAGAUGACUUUAGCAGUAUGGUUCUUUUUUUUUGGUGGUACCAG
Molecule: messenger RNA, 3328 nt
Organism: Fukomys damarensis (Damara mole-rat)
Lineage: Eukaryota; Metazoa; Chordata; Mammalia; Rodentia; Bathyergidae
Gene: CUNHXorf38
Product: chromosome unknown CXorf38 homolog
Exons: 5
Coding region: 28-633 (201 amino acids)
Source: RefSeq, a predicted model, not a curated record